Messenger RNA from Amphiprion ocellaris (clown anemonefish), 2023 nucleotides. It is a transcript of the gene ubtd2, whose product is annotated as ubiquitin domain containing 2. The record is from RefSeq and is a predicted model, not a curated record. Bases 98 to 916 code for a protein of 272 amino acids. Lineage: Eukaryota; Metazoa; Chordata; Actinopteri; Pomacentridae. Gene Ontology annotation, molecular function: protein binding. The transcript is spliced from 3 exons.
AGAAAAAACGAGAGAGAGAGAGGGGGGUAGUGGAUGUAGCUCUAGCUGUGGGCCGGGGGGUGAGCUACCUAGCCCGGGCUGCUCCGCCGAAACAUCCAUGGGUGGCUGUGUCGGGAGCCACCACGACUCUUCAGGCAGCUUAAACGAGAACUCGGACGGCACUGGAGUGGCUCUAGGGCGUAACCAGCCCCUGAAGAGAGAGCGGCCUAAAUGGAAAAGUGACUACCCGAUGACUGAGGGGCAGCUGCGCAGCAAGAGAGAUGAGUUCUGGGAUACGGCGCCAGCAUUCGAGGGCCGGAAGGAGAUCUGGGAUGCGCUGCGGGCUGCGGCCAGCGCCUUUGAGAGCAAUGACCACCUGCUGGCUCAGGCCAUCCUCGACGGGGCCAGCAUCACACUGCCGCAUGGAGCUUUGACCGAAUGCUACGAUGAACUGGGGAAUCGAUACCAGCUGCCAGUCUACUGCCUCUCUCCUCCCGUCAACAUGAUUGAAGAGCGCUCCGAUGAGCCCGACGGUUCAGAUCCAGACUCUGGGGCCGCAGACCCGUCCUCGGGCAGCGCCAGCGACCCCGGCUCAGGGGGGGAUUGUCAGCUUCGGCUCCGGCUCUCCACGGGUCGCGACCUCCGGCUCACAGUCCGAUCCACGGACACGGUGGGCAUGAUGAAGCGUCGUCUGCAAAGUCAAGAAGGCGUCCCUGCCACCACUCAACGCUGGUUUUUCUCAGGUCGGCCACUGACAGACAGACUGCGCUUGGACCAGCUCAACAUCUCCAGGGACUAUGUAGUGCAGGUCAUCCUCAGCCAGCGUCCACCGCCAGAGCCUGUAACAACACCAGGACAUACACCAGAGGCAGCUGGUCCUGGGUCAGUGGAAGGAGUGGCUGCACUGCCACAAGAGCCCACACCGGUGGAGAAUUAAAAACCUGGCAACCUGGAGCUGGGCAUAUUAGAGGCCUGGCAGUAUUAAAAGAGGACAACAAGGGACAAAUAAGGAAAAAAAUUCUUCUUCUCCUUCUUCUUCUUCUUCUUCUCCUUCUUCUUCUUCUUCUCCUUCUUCUUCUCCUUCUCCUUCUUCUUCUUCUUCUUUUCCUUUUCCUUCUUCUUCUUCUUCUCCUUCUUCUUUUCCUUCUUCUUCUUCUUCUUCUCCUCAGUUAUUUUUGCUGAGAAUGGUUGUGUUUGGGGCAGAGGUUGGCCGUCUGCCGGAGCAUAAGGACUCUUGAAUUGAGAAAAAGACUCUUUCUUUUGGUUUUACACGUUGAAAUUUUGACCUUUUUGAAGUCUUUUUAACUGUUCCUAUGGAAACCAAACAACAAAAAGAGAACUUUGUCAGAUGGUAUAAAAGGGUUUUCUUAGCAACACUGAUGUUUGAAUGUUUCUGUGUUUCAGUUUCCAUUCAAGUUCUGCUCUCUGGUGAAGCUGGGUCAGCAGAAAGAAUUCAGUUUAUAAGGCUACAGGGUUAUACGUACAUUUUCAAAUCAGACAGUUCACAAAAAUGAUAGUUUAACAAUCAUUCAGGCAUUUGUGUCACUCCAUGUGAAUCGAAUCAACAACACUUUAAGUCAGGGGAUUAAAUCAGUACACUAACAGCUGUAUUCAGUAGUUUGGUAUUGAUAGUUAGCAAACAGAUGUGUCCUCUCUUUUGUCAAGAGGUUGCAGUCAGGGGGCAUGACUGGAUGUUUUACCAAGCUGCUGCUGGAUUAGAUACUUUAUUUCACUCUGCUUCACAAACAAUCAGAUUAAUCAUGUAAUAAACAUAAUGUAGUCAGCCUGUGUGUGUGUGUGUGUGUGUGUGUGUGUGUGUGUGUGCGUGUGUGCGUGUGUGCGUGUGUGCGUGUGUGCGUGUGUGUGUGUGUGUGUGUGUGUGUGAAUGGGUGUGAGUAAGUGCGAGUGCGGAUGUUCAUAUGUGAUCAAGACACAACCACACUUAUUCAUGUGGCAAAAGGAUGGACAUCAGAAACACAGUUGCAUAUUUUGAUUAAAUAUAGAAUGUUUUUAAUUAAAAUUGGUCAUUGUUUAUAUUCCUCGA